GGGAAGGGGCGGUAAGCGCCAUGUCGGGCCGCGAAGGUGGCAAGAAGCCGCCCCUGAAGCAGCCCAAGAAACAGGCCAAGGAGAUGGAUGAGGAAGAUAAGGCAUUCAAGCAGAAACAAAAGGAGGAGCAAAAGAAACUCGAGGAGCUAAGCAAGGCCACGGGGAAAGGCCCCUCGGCCACCGGUGGAAUUAAGAAAUCUGGCAAAAAGUAAACUGUUCCAUUGUGCCUGAGGCAAUGAUGAUUCCAUUCCUGUUUAAACAUCUGGAUUCCCUGCUAUAACAUCUUUUGCCACCUAUAGCUAGAAUGAAGUGUUGUCUUGGAACCUAUUGUACAUUUAAGAAUAAACUUUUGU
Phacochoerus africanus (Common warthog) is the source of this 353-nucleotide messenger RNA. RefSeq names its product translation machinery-associated protein 7-like. The record is from RefSeq and is a predicted model, not a curated record. Lineage: Eukaryota; Metazoa; Chordata; Mammalia; Artiodactyla; Suidae.